Messenger RNA from Mauremys mutica (yellowpond turtle), 2658 nucleotides. RefSeq names its product transcription termination factor 1 (gene TTF1). The coding region runs from base 128 to 2284 and encodes 718 amino acids. The transcript is spliced from 11 exons. Lineage: Eukaryota; Metazoa; Chordata; Testudines; Geoemydidae. The record is from RefSeq and is a predicted model, not a curated record.
GACACUUCCGGGAGCGAGGCGUGUGCGUUUGUGGCGCUGCUGUGUCCUGCGGAAAGCUGAGCCGGCCAGGAGAGUGAGGCAGACAUAAGUGAGUACAAAUUAUUUUUGUAUCCUGCACUUUAUAAAGAUGAAGAAGAAAAACAGAGGACAUAGUGAGAGCCUUGAAAGCAACAAAGAGGAAUGUAUGCAGAGUGUGGAAGUUUGCCCUCAUUCUCCUUUGCUCUUUGAAGAUCAGUCUUCCCAGGACAUUGACGUUCACAAAAAGAAAUCGAAAAAAAAGAAAAUUAAGCAAGAGAAACAAGACUCUUGGCUAGAUAAUUCUUAUAUUGGUGGGAAGUGUGAAAUUAAUAAUGAAACUGUAACAAAUGCUUCCAAAAAGAAAAUGAAAAAAGAGAAACGGAAACACAGUGCUAGUGAGCAGGAGGAAAAUAUACUCUGUCUCGAUGUGAACCAAGAGAUGGACACAACUUUGGAGAGCGUUGAUUGUAUUUAUGUAAAUACAUCUGCUAAGAAGAAAAAAAGAAAAAAGAAUUUGUCAGAAGAGCAGGAUGAGGUAAACAAACUGCCUGGGUUGUAUGCAUUUGGAAAUGAUUGCAGAAGCCAAAAAAAGAGAAAACAGACCAGCCCCUGUGUUACACAAGAAGCCAGAGAUGAAACCUUUGCAUCAUCGUUUUUGUCAUAUUCAGAACAAAAUUCUACAUCCUCUCAAGAAAGGAAUGAUGAUGUUAUGAUGUCAGGGUCAUCUACUAAAAUGAGCAGCCCAGUAGUGCCCAAAAAACACCACAAAACCCAUAAACAUAGAAAAUCCUCCAAAGAAGACAAGACUGGUAUGACAAAGAUUUCUUCAGUAUUUGAUGAAAAUCCUCUGGAUGCUGACGUUUCUAAGAUUACUUCAGAGGGUAAUAAUGGCUGUUCUGAAGAAACCAUGGUACCAGUUAGAAAUACUGAUUUCCCUUUCCAAUCACACUCUGAACAAACAACCUCAGAAGCUAAGAGAACGUUACCAGAGUCUGUAGCAUCUGAAACUGAGGAAGACCAGGAUGUUGGAUUUACAGAAUCGGAAAACUCUAUGGUGUUGAAUAAUGAAGGGUUGCUUGAAAGUUCCGUGUAUUCAGCAAUGGAUUUGGAGACUGUCAAAAGGAAACUGGAGGAGUUUAUUCCUCAAGUGUGGACAAUGUCAGAAACAUCAGUCCUAAAGAUGGCUGGGAGAGACCUGAUCAGGUUUAAAAAGUUUAAAGAACAAGGGAUGCCUAUUAAGUUUGGCAGGUUUUCUCAGAAGGAAAAUACUCAAAUACAGAAGAAUGUUGAAGACUUUUUAUCACUUACAGAAAUAGAGAAUGCAGAGAAACUAUUAUUUACCUACCGGUACCCAGAAGAGCGAGAAGCCAUCACCAGAUUGAAAACAAAAUAUGCUUUUGGUAUGAAGAUUGCUGAGGGGAUUCCACGGCCCUGGAAACAGGUAUAUUUUCGAGCAAGAAAGAUGUUUGACCCAAACAACUAUAAAGGGAGGUAUUCUGAGGCUGAAAAAGAAAAAUUAAAGAAGUAUCAUGCUAUACAUGGCAACAACUGGAAGAAAAUUUCUGAGAUGAUGUCCCGCAGUACCCACUCGGUUGCUAUGAAGUAUUCUCAGAUUAAGUCCCAGGUUAAUUCUGGUCCUUGGAGUAAGGAGGAGACACAGAAGCUAGUUCAAGCAGUGAAGGAGACCAUUCAGAAGAGGGCUGAUCUGGAAGACAUAAAAUUAUUGCUACAGGCAGAGAACUCAGAGGGAACUCUCUCAGUUGAACGUGAAAAACUGUACAAGAACAUAUCUUGGACCGAGAUAGAAGCUAAAGUGGGAACCAGAUAUUGGAGACAGUGUAAACAGAAAUGGAUUUCAAUUGUAACAAAGAAAAUGUCCAAUGGGCAGAAGGUAUAUGGUGGGACUAAAGGUUUACAUGCCAAAAUCGAUCUUAUUAAAAGAUUGUAUGAAAUGAAGGUGGAAGAUGCUAAUGAAGUGAACUGGGAAGAGCUCUGUGAGAUAAUUGGAGAUGUCCCUGAAGCCUAUGUUCAAGCCAAAUUUUACAAGUUAAAAGCUACCCGUGUCCCUUCUUGGCAAACAAAGACUUUUCCCGAAAUAAUCGAUUAUCUUUAUGAAGAGACACUUCCAUUGCUUGAGAAAAGAUUAGAAAAAAGGCAGAAGAGGUCUCAGAGUUGUGACAGGUUGCCUUCCAGCUGUGAGAGAAAAGUUUUCCAGUUCAGCGAUAUCUUUGACAACAGUGAAGAUGAUGCUGAUGACAAUGACUGAUUAUCCUCCAAAAUGCUCCCUCUUUGCACACCCCCAAAAUGAAAAAUGGAUUUUGAUUAAACUGGGUUUAAAUCAGAAACUGAAAUAAUGGGAAGAAUGAAGACACGCAAGCCUGCUUCUAUUGUUUUGUAUUGAAAAGAGAAGUAAAUAUAGAUUAUUUUUUGCAGUAUCUUUUGUUAUUAGAGACAUUUAACUUCAUCUUCAGAUUGUUUGAGGAAGCUAGAGGUCACUGUGUAUUGGACUUGUGGAAACACUGAAAAACAAUAUUUUUUUCUUUAUACUUCAUUCAGUACAACUUUACUAAAAGUCCUGGGUAAGCCUGUCUGAGUGAAUUUAGAUUUUCAGCAUUCUAAUGUCAAAUUAUGACCUUUUUU